AUGGUUGAUGCCAGUUCGUUUACUGGUAUUGGUAUUGAAUCCGAUCUUGCUGAACACUUGAGCAACAAAUUAAAUGUGACAACACCUACAAAUGUACAAGCUAAGGCGAUUCCUAUUCUUUUAGGUCCUGCUUCUAACCAGCAUAAAGAAGACGUUGAUGUUGUUGUACAAGCACAAACAGGCUCUGGUAAAACAUUAACUUAUUUACUACCUAUCGUCAAUCGUUUGAUUGCUGCAUCGACAGCACCUAAAGAUGCUAUAAAACAACAAGAACAGCCAUUUGGCGAUCGUACAGUUGGCACUGUGGCCAUUAUUUUAACACCUACUCGAGAAUUAGCUCAACAAGUAUUGGGUGUCUUGACAACACUUGUCAACUUACCUCGUCCUAAGGAUGAAAACUUGCGUCGACUGCAUUGGAUUGUGCCUGGUAUUGUCAUUGGUGGUGAUUCAAAAGCAAAAGAAAAGGCACGACUGAGAAAAGGCAUCAAUGUACUUGUCAGCACACCGGGUCGUCUUUUAGAUCAUUUAGAAAACACCAAGAGUUUUGAUAUUAGCCAUCUUAAAUGGCUUGUGUUGGAUGAAGCAGAUCGAUUGUUGGAUUUGGGUUUUGAAGAAUCGCUCAAGAAGAUCAUGAGCAUCAUUGAUCAGCGUACCAAAUCAGAAGGAUCAAGUAAAUUCAAGCAGUUGAUGGGUAAUAAGUAUUGGCCCACGAAAAGACAGACUGUGCUAUGUUCAGCUACAUUAAGAGACGACGUAAAAGAAUUGGCGGGCUGGUCUCUCGUCAAACCUGCCUUUGUCAGUGGUACAGAUGCUAAGCAAGAUGCUUCCAAGAUGUUUGAAAGAAAUGAGGAUGAAGAGAUGAAAUUCAGUACACCUAAUCAGUUGAAGCAAACGCAUAUCAUUAUACCUGCUAAAUUGCGCUUGAUUACCUUGCUCGCUUUACUUCGAUCCUGCUUUUAUGAUAGACAACAAAGAAAGAGUCUAAACAGUAAAGUCAUUGUCUUUUUCUCUUGUUGUGACUCGGUUGAUUUUCAUUAUGAUCUGUUUUCCAAUGCAGGCAAACCUAUUCUUGAUGAAGACUCGGAUGAUGACGAACAGGAUGAAUCUAAAAUCAUGAAGAAUGCACUUAGCAAGAUUGUUGGAAAGCAGAAAGCGGUUAGAAAGAACAAAAAGACAGAGGAAAAAAGCAAAGAACCAGAGCCUGUGAGCCAAAUCAGUACAUUGUUGUUAGACAAGCUCGUCUUCCGUCUUCACGGUGACUUGAAUCAACAAGUGCGUUCUCAGACAUUUGCUGAAUUCAGCAAAGCCAAGGCAGGUGUUUUGUUCUGUACAGAUGUUGCUGCUCGUGGUUUGGAUUUACCCAAUGUAGAUCGUAUUGUGCAAUAUGAUGUCCCUACAGAUCUGAAGGAUUAUGUGCAUCGUGUAGGUCGUACUGCUCGUCUUGGUAAAGCUGGUGAGGCUACUUUGUUCUUGUUACCCAGCGAAAUGGAAUAUCUUGAUAUUCUCAAGGCUCAAGAUUUACUACCUGAUCCAAUCUCAAUGGAGACAAUUCUCAAACACCUUGCUAAUCAAGGUGAUUAUCAGAUGCCUGCUCAAGAGCUACAAAAUACCAUGGAAAAUUACGUCCUAUCUGACGAAAGCCAUAUUGAAUUGGCCCGUAAAGCAUUCUGGUCUACAUGUCGUGCUUAUGCCACACAUCCUGCCUCUGAAAAACAUAUUUUCCAUGUUAAGCGACUUCAUUUAGGUCACUUAGCUAAAUCGUUUGCUUUAAGAGAAGCGCCCUCUAAUAUUCAUGAGAAAUCUAAAGGCAAAAAGAAGAAGGAAGCAAGAAAUGAACGUAUGCCUGGUCUUAAAAAGUUUGAAGGCAAAGAGAAGCCUACAGGUCCUAGAAAGAACAAUAACAAUCCUCUUAAAAGAAACUUUGAUCAUGCUAGCGAAUUUGCUAUUGCCAGUGCUUCCACAAUGAUGGAAGGUCCUACGACAAAGAAAAAGAAAAAGAACAACAAUAAGAAAUAA
Messenger RNA from Gilbertella persicaria, 2016 nucleotides. RefSeq names its product P-loop containing nucleoside triphosphate hydrolase protein. Gene Ontology annotation, molecular function: nucleic acid binding; ATP binding. Gene Ontology annotation, cellular component: nucleus. Gene Ontology annotation, biological process: ribosome biogenesis. Lineage: Eukaryota; Fungi; Mucoromycota; Mucoromycetes; Mucorales; Choanephoraceae. The transcript has 2 exons. Bases 1 to 2016 code for a protein of 671 amino acids. The record is from RefSeq and is a predicted model, not a curated record.